Nerophis ophidion (straightnose pipefish) is the source of this 436-nucleotide messenger RNA. It is a transcript of the gene sptssb, whose product is annotated as serine palmitoyltransferase, small subunit B. Gene Ontology annotation, molecular function: serine C-palmitoyltransferase activity. The record is from RefSeq and is a predicted model, not a curated record. Gene Ontology annotation, cellular component: serine palmitoyltransferase complex. Gene Ontology annotation, biological process: ceramide biosynthetic process; endoplasmic reticulum organization. The coding region runs from base 166 to 408 and encodes 80 amino acids. The transcript has 2 exons. NCBI's taxonomy places the organism in Eukaryota, Metazoa, Chordata, Actinopteri, Syngnathiformes, Syngnathidae.
UCGUCACAGUGCUGCCUAACAACCCCGACACAAACUGGUGUGGCAGCUUUGUGUGUGUGUGUGUCUGUGUGUGUGUGUGCAUAAAAGCAGCAGCAGCAGAGCAGCACACCAUCCCCGUUACUUUCUGUCUGCAAGAGCCGGCGUUCAGGCAGUGAAGGCCCCAGGAUGCCCUUGAAAAACCUGCGGGAGUACUUGGCCCGGCUGUACUACCAGUACCUCCUCAUCACCGGCAUCUACGUGCUGGAGCCUUGGGAGAAGUCCAUCUUCAACUCGGUGCUCCUCUCCGCCGUCGCCAUGGCGAUCUACACCUCCUACGUGUUUGUGCCCAUCCACCUGUGCCUGGCGCUGAAGUUCUUCUCCGGCGUCUGCGGCGGGCAGCCAGAGAGCACCAUGGCCCUCAUGAACUGAAUGGUACUUUUUUUUUUUUUUUUUUUUA